CGAGUGCACAGUCUCCAGUUGGCUGUCCUGGCCACCAGCCACUGGCUUUGCCAUGGACCUCUCAAUCCCGUUCCUACUGCUGGUCCAGGGAAUCAACACGCUGCUGAACUGGUCCCUGGUGCUGCUGGUCCACCGGUCCCACCUGGGUCUCACCGGUAGCUUCAUGGGGACCUUCUGUGCCUCUUUAACGCUGGUGGACACUCUCUUCACUAUCGUGGAGCUGAGCAUUUACAGGUUGCAGGACUUCAGCCUCUUCGGUGUGCGAUUCACAACCCACCACAUAUGUUUGCUGGUGCAGAUAGGAGGAUUCAUCUACAGCGCGCUGCAGUGGCCCGUGUUGUUUGCGGCUGGACUGGACCAUUAUGGAUCUUUCCCAGUUGGAUCUAAGCAAACUAGCCAGAAUCUGAAGCUGAAUUAUGCUGCCUGUGCUGUCGUGCUGUGGGCAGCAGCACUGCUCUAUGUGUUCUUAGUGGCUGGCUGCCACCCAGUGGUGGAGGAUUCCCCUCACCUGCUUUUGGAUCACUGCCCGACUCAGAGCAACGGGACAAGUUCCCAGAUUUCCAUCGCCCUGCUGAUGACUGUGGGUUGCAUCAGGCUGUACGCUAGGAUGAUGGUCGGUAAAGACAAGGCUAUGGAGGAAGCCAACAGGCGCCCUGUACAAAAGUCUCAAAACUGUGACCACUCAAGGGUACACAUUCUGGAGCAGGCCCUCAUCACAUUCACUAAGACCUGGGCUGCUUUUCUAAUACUGAUGGUAGUUAUUCUUAUAUGGCAGAUAGACGUGCCAUCACACUUAAUGAUGAAUGUUCCUUGGCUGUCUUUCCUCAACAGUUUCCUGAUAAGUGUAUCACUAUGCACACAUUACCAAAAGCUAAAUGCAAAUAAGAUCUUAACAUUUACGGAUGGCUUCUGCCAGUGGAAUUUUGCUUUUACUGAUGGGUAAACAGUGACAAACUGUUUAAAUAUGUUGAGGCUAACAAUUGUUUUACACUGGUUGUACUUGAAAUCUGGUUGUACUUGAUAUCUGGUUGCACUUAUCAACAAUCAUGGUAAACUGAUUAAGGGUUUCCAAAGUUUCCAAAGUUUCGGAGAGCCCCUCUGUACUUCCUUCGUCAAGUAAUUCGAAGCACAGUUUUCAAAUGUGAUGUCUGCGUUUUGGCCCUCUGCUGCCCUCCACUGUUCGAUGUUUGUGGUUGCACUCACCUAAGGUUUUAUCAGCAAAUUCCCAGGAAAAGCUUUCAACCAUUUCACCAUUUUAUAUUUCAUAAUUCAUAAUUUUCUAAAUAUCUAUCCAACUAGAAACUAAGAAAAGCUGUUAUUUUUUAAAAAAUGUCUGUAUGAUGAUAAUUAUGAUUUUGUACCAAUGGGAUAUAAUCCUGAAUGUUAAUAUGUCCUGUAUUAUUGUGGGAUAAAAAACCCUUGAAAAUCAAUAAAUAUA
Sardina pilchardus (European sardine) is the source of this 1438-nucleotide messenger RNA. It is a transcript of the gene gpr160, whose product is annotated as G protein-coupled receptor 160. The transcript has a single exon. NCBI's taxonomy places the organism in Eukaryota, Metazoa, Chordata, Actinopteri, Clupeiformes, Clupeidae. Gene Ontology annotation, cellular component: signaling receptor complex; plasma membrane. Bases 53 to 943 code for a protein of 296 amino acids. The record is from RefSeq and is a predicted model, not a curated record.